CUGCCGAAAGCCGAUUCGGAAUCGGACUCGGAGUCCGAAACUGUGACACGCGCGGAUGGAAAACACAAGUCGCAUCCUCCUCCGCUGUUGAUAAUGGGAAGCAAUCCUCCCGAGCACGGGACCAAGCCGAGAUCCACCAGACACCGCCACAACCACCGAGUGGUGCGCAAGCAGCCGCCGCGACCCGCCAGCGACCGACACAACAUCUACAUCACCAGCAAGACAGACUUUAAGUCACAGCAGCGCCGUUGCGAGGAGCUGCUCAACGCCGGCGCCCGGGAAAUCUUCCUGCAUUGCAUGGGCUUCUCGGUCACCCGCGGCCUCAAUCUCGCUCUACGCCUCGUCCACAACUCAGAAGGUGCGCUCAGCUACGCCAUCAAUACCUCCACCGUGCAGCUGGUGGACGAAUUGCAUCCGCUGUGCGAUGACGAAGACGUAACCUUCCGCCAGCGCAACAACUCGGCUCUGCACAUCAAGGUUUUCAACCGCAGCCUUUUCGACAUCGUCGUGCCACAGCCGUCGCAGUCCCAAUCCCAGGCCCAGUUCCGCGGCAAACCAAAGGCCAGGCAGUAG
Molecule: messenger RNA, 573 nt
Organism: Drosophila rhopaloa
Lineage: Eukaryota; Metazoa; Arthropoda; Insecta; Diptera; Drosophilidae
Gene: Rpp20
Product: ribonuclease P protein subunit p20
Exons: 2
Coding region: 94-573 (159 amino acids)
Biological process (GO): tRNA 5'-leader removal
Cellular component (GO): nucleus; nucleolar ribonuclease P complex; ribonuclease MRP complex
Molecular function (GO): nucleic acid binding
Source: RefSeq, a predicted model, not a curated record